GUGCGAGCAAGGGGGAUGGUUAUUGUUCACGGAGGGAAAUUUAAUCCACUAACAAUUAUACGAAAUCAGGUUGUAAAAUACAAAUGCCAAAUGAUAGGUCGUGUUUUGCUAGCUUCAGUAGUAUCGCGUUAAAUGCGCAUGCAUAGGUACAGGAUGCUUUCCUGUCGUGUCUCAGGUUAUAUUAGCUAUGCUAGCACUAGCAUGUUGCACAACUGUGGUAAACUAUGAGCCAAGAGGGACAAGAACUCAGUAGUUAUUGUUGAGCUGUGUUCAUACCUGGAUCAUGGACCAAAAGUCGAAGAGGCUCGAAAGUGAACUAUGUAAAGCCGUAAAUGAUGGAGACCCCAGGUCUGUGCAGGCUCUCCUGACCAAAGGCGCCCAGGCUGAUGUAGUGAGCAGAGGAGGAGUGGCAGCGAUCCACCUGGCUGUUGGCAAAGAGGCAGAGAAAAAUCUGCGCUGCUUAAAAUUGCUGCUUCAGAAUGGAGUAAACCCGAAUGUCAAAUCUGCAGAUGGGCUGACACCUCUCCACAUUGCUGCAAUUUGGGGAUGCUUCCAAAAUUUGAAACUACUUUUGACCAAUGGAGGGGAUCCCAACUUGACAGACAAUGAUGGGAAUACGCCACGGCAACUUGCAGAACAACAAGAUAACAGGAAAUGUGCACAGCUUCUUCAGGAGUAUCAAAGAGAUUCUGGAGAUACAGAAGAAGAGGACCUGCCUCGCUUUUCUUACUCUGUUUAUUCUGACCAAACGGACACAUCCAGCUACCCAGACUCAGAAUUUAGCUUUAGCUCUUCUUCAUCAAGGAUCAGCGACUUUGGUGAAUGCCCUUUAAGCAGCACAAGACGCUCUUCGUUUUUCAACAUGAAUGGAAGACUCAAUGGAAGAGGACUGUCACACAGACUUUCUGACAUGGUUGAUCAAAGAAGAUAUAGCCGGGAGUGGAACAGUUGGGCAUGUGAGGGCCCUUCCAUUUUAUCAAGCACACGCAUGUCAGCUGCUGGACUAGUAGGUGUUUUACCAGUUGUUGAGGAGCACGUUUUGUGGAGAGAUGUGGACAGAAUCUCCCUUUCAAAAAAAGACACACAUCCUGUUCUUCCUUCUCAACAAACAAUACGGAAAAGUGUCUCAUUUAGAGAUGUAGAUGAACACUUUCCUGUGUUUAGUCCCGAAACUCCCAAACAAGAACCCAUCGAAGACGCAUCUCGGAGUUUGCCCUUUGACCCCACAGAAUACUCAGACUUUUUGGACUCAGAGCGCAUGGCCACGGUUUGCCAGACACAGGGCAUUGAUGUCACCUCCCCAGAUCAUGUUUAUGUGUUCUGUAGGGAAAGCAGUGAGAGCACGGAUGAGAACCUGGAGAAAACUGUGAUUAGUCAGUGUACUUUUGACGAGAGUGAUGAGGAGGAACAGCAGCCUGGAAAUGUCAAAGCAGUUCAGACUGAGAAGCUGGGGAGUGGCAGCAGCAGUGGAACCACAAGUAGCCAUUACAGUAGCUGUGAUAGUGACCGUUACACAAGUGCUUUAGAGGGUCCAGCAACUAAUAGUGCUCAUGCUUUUGCAGAAGAAUGCCCAGAAAUGACCUCUAACACAGAUUCCACAGAAGCAGAGGGAAAAGGCAAAAAAGAUCAUUAUAAAAUUGGGCAGGCGUAUCCUCAGCCAGGUUCAAAAUAUAAUAACAUAGAACAUUUAUCAGACAGCUUUCAUAACUUGGCCUUGUCUGAAACCAAUCACCAAAAUGAUGAUGCAACUGCCCUGUGUAAUGUUGCAGAUGAAAUGAAGCUAGUGACUGAAAACCCCCCGGCGGAUUUAUUUGACCAAGAUCUGUCUUUUACUCCAAGUCCUUUUGUCACGGGCAGGACGCGCUCGCGCUUGAGUCGCUGCUCAAUAAGGAUGAGCAAAACACCAGAGAGUCUUCUGAUCACCUCCGCUUUGUUUGAGGACACUGUUCCUACACCUGUCAGAUCUCGCAGACAGACGCCUCGGUCUCAAAGCAGUGAAAACAAUUACAAAGGCCUCUAUACAGCAAGCACUUCCUCAUAUUAUCCCAUCAACAACAACGAAGGAGACUUUGUGUCAAGAGACUACCAAGACACACAGUCCAGCACUUUGAGAGCCAGCUCCAGUGUUAGCAGUAGUCAAGCAGAUACUAUCAAUCUCUCGCAGACCGUCAAUGACACUAUUCCCUUUGUUGAAUCACAAGGUGACACGUUUAUCUUGGACAAAGAAAGUGAAAUUAUGGAUGCGUAUGAAAAGAAUUUUGCUGAGAUUGUAAAAGCUAUACAAAACAAAGCUUCAGAUAACAAGGAUUUUCUGACUGACGAUGUGACAAGUACAGAUGAUGGGAAAAGUGAUGUGCAGAAAGAUAAGUGUACAACCUCAGAGCACGAUGAAAAAGAGGAUGAAGUCUGGAUAACAGAAGACUGCAGUUCUCAGCCUGGAUCGUUGUCCUCUUCAUCCAGCUCCAGUUAUUUCUCCCCGAAGAGAUCUCGGGAGGACUCUGAUCCCCCAUGCACCCCAGGCACUGGAUGCACCCCACGAUACAGCAUGAGCAGACUGUCAGGCUGGAGCAGGCCACGGAGCUUAGCUAAUAUCUCCUACACACCUGGAGGACGGCCUCUCAUUGACGAUGUGGAGGAGCCUGUGGAGUACCUUUACACUGACACAGAACAAGGGCACAAGUUCAUCGAGACCCACAUCCCUCCUAAAGCCAACACCUCCCUCAGCUCCAGCGUCAGCACCAGCAGUGAGGAGACGCUUCUGUACGACUGGCGCUCUAUGCACAGAGACAUUGUUAAGAGCAAAGAGAAGGAGAACCAGGAGCCGAAGGCAGUGCCACAAAAGAGCUCCAGUGACAGUGACGUGGAAGUUCUACCAGAGACUAGAGGCCUGACAGACAAAGAGCUCCGAAUAAGGCUGCUGGAGUUAGGGGCGAGUCCUGGACCAAUCAGCAGCAAAACAAGGCCCACCUACAUGCGCAGACUGUGUCGCCUCUUACAGGAGGCAAAGACACAAUCUCCAAAUCAUCAAAAGCACAUAGACCAGACACAAUCAGAUUUAGGUUACAGCACAGAAUUAUGUCGCGUUUUAAGGACAUUUGAGUUGCCUCAAUCCCAGGAAGAUGAACAGGCUCUGUGUCAACAGUUUGAACAACCAGAUCAGAACAGGAAAUGGAGAGAGGGGAUCAUAAAAUCCAGCUUUAACUACCUGUUGCUGGAUCCAAGGGUCACCAACAACCUUCCAUUUCGCAGUCAUACCAUAACGCCACAUGAAUGUUUCAAGACAUUUGUGAAUGCAAUAUUUUAUGUUGGCAAAGGAAAGCGCUCACGCCCAUACAGUCAUCUGUACGAGGCUUUAGAGUACUACAAAGGGGAGAAAAGCGCUAAGAAACUGUGUCGCAAAGUGGACCACAUCCUCCAGGUGUGGAAUGCCGGACAGGGUGUCAUUUCCCUGCACUGUUUUCAGAACGUUAUUCCUGUAGAGGCCUAUACCAGAGAGGCCUGCAUGGUGGAAGCUAUUGGCCUGAAGAUGUUGACCAACCAGAAGAGAGGAGAUUAUUAUGGAAUAGUGUCCAACUGGCAGCAAAGAAGGAAGAAGGAGCUGGGCAUCCACCUUUUGUACAGGGCCAUGCAGAUCUUUCUGGCUGAGGGUGAGAGGCAGCUCAGACCAGCAGAUAUCAGGCAAUAAGACUGUGACUCUUAACAGUGAUAUGUUCAGUGUCUGAGAUGCAUUUCAGUUCAGAUAUAAUGCAGUAGUGAUGGGCCGAUCAGUAGCUAAAAACUGAUUAUAUUUUGAUACUCGCAAGAUACCCACAGUAUGUUUUGCAAAAAACAUCAAGAAAUCAAUUAAAACUGAUCAAGAAUAGCUUUUAAAUAAUAUUUUAACCAAUUUAUGAAACAUAAACAUUUCCAUGAAAAUAUUUUUAUGUUUUAGUUUAUCUUCAUGUACAUUACUGUUUAAGCUGGGGUGGAGCUAAAAUUAUGAUAUUAAGAUGUAUACUUCAAGGUAAAAUUGCUGAAUUUAAUUGCAAAUGAAUACAAAACUCAAAAGUGUCAUAUUGGAUCAAUAUUGCAAUAUUUCCAUAGUAUUACUUAGAUCCAUUUAAAACAAAAAUCACUGGUUUUGCCCAUCAUUACAUCGCUGUAUUUGUUUAGUUUUUAUUAUGGUUGGUCCAUUAUGUUGACCUUUUUGUUGAUUUUUGUGUAUGGUCUGUUUUCACAUGAUUGUGACCCGAGUUAGUCAUUUUUGAUAAUGUAUUGUUAAGAUGGCAGCUGUUCUGAUUCUAAAUACAAUGUUGGAUCAUGUUUACAUGUUUCCGGGGAGACAGUAGUUUCAAUAUUGUGCGUUGUGUUUUUAUAUAAAAAAAAAAAAGCUACUCCAAAGUUUGUGUAAAUUUAUGUCUGUGGUAGAGUUGCCUAUAUAGCCUUGCAUUUCACAGUUGCAAAUGCUUUGUUGUUGUUGUUGUUUUUUUUUUUUGUUUUUUUUAUAGUAGAUCACGACUAACCGUUAAUAUGAACUUAAGUGCUUUAAUAACAUUUAUUCACAUUAUUUUACUUGUAUAUUAGCAGCCUAACAUUUUUAUGACCACUAGUGUUUUUAUUCAUUACUAGUCAUAUUUCAUGUUUGUGUUUGACUUUCCUACUGAUCAGCCCUUUUUCUACUGUAUACUGUGUUAUAGGUUUUUGCCUAAAAUAAAUAGCUGGAGAAAUUCU
This is a messenger RNA of Periophthalmus magnuspinnatus, 4710 nucleotides long. RefSeq names its product ankyrin repeat and LEM domain containing 1 (gene ankle1). Gene Ontology annotation, molecular function: protein binding; endonuclease activity. The transcript is spliced from 9 exons. NCBI's taxonomy places the organism in Eukaryota, Metazoa, Chordata, Actinopteri, Gobiiformes, Gobiidae. The record is from RefSeq and is a predicted model, not a curated record. The coding region runs from base 284 to 3685 and encodes 1133 amino acids.